AUGCGCACACGCGAGCACGCGUCACGUGCCAGUGACAGCUGGCGUGCAGCUUUGCGACUUGAGCCGACCAUCGCCUGUGUCCUUGGCAUGGACUUCAUUUUCCACCGCGCUCUUCGCUCCAGCACAGCACAGUGUUCGGCAUUCUUCAUCGCCAGUUAG
Salpingoeca rosetta is the source of this 159-nucleotide messenger RNA. RefSeq lists its product as uncharacterized. Lineage: Eukaryota; Choanoflagellata; Craspedida; Salpingoecidae. Bases 1 to 159 code for a protein of 52 amino acids. The transcript is spliced from 2 exons. The record is from RefSeq and is a predicted model, not a curated record.